Closterium sp. Yama58-4 is the source of this 8187-nucleotide messenger RNA. The record is from the annotation of a GenBank genome assembly. Lineage: Eukaryota; Viridiplantae; Streptophyta; Zygnematophyceae; Desmidiales; Closteriaceae.
AUGGCGCUGUGGCGGAUCCAGACGGUGCUGGGGACGACGCUCGCGCUGGCGGCGGGGUCGUUCAACGCGGGAAGCGUGGCGACGAUGGCGGAGGCGGGGUCGCAGUUCGGCGCGCAGCUCGCGUGGGCCUUCGCCUUCGCGCACGGCCUCGCGCUUCUGCUCAACCUCCUCGCCAUGCGCGUCGCCUUCGCCACGCGCCAGUCGCUGCCGCUUGUGAUAGUGCGCGAGUAUCCGCGCGCGUUCUGCCGGGUGGCGUGGGUCAUCUGCGAGGCGUCCGUGCUCUGGUUCGACCUCGUCACGGUACGUUCGGCACUCUCUGAUCCCAUCCGCAUCCGCAUCCCCAUCCCCAUCCCCAUCCCCAUCCCCAUCCCCAUCCCCAUCCCCAUCCCCAUCCCCAUCCCCAUCCCCAUCCCCACCCCCACCCUCACCCCCUUCUCCAUCCCCAUCCCUAUCGCCAUCUCCCACUCACCGCCUCGCCUCCUUUUCGCCUGCCACACACACCACCCAACCUGUGUGUGCCUGUGCGCGUUGCGCCACUGCCUCUCCAUGCUGUUCCUCCCAUUAGUCUCGCUUCCGCUUCUCCACUUCCUCUCACACCCUAACACUCCCUCUCGCUCUCCCUUGCACUCCCCUCCUCUCUUCCUCCCCUCCCACUUCCCCCUCCAGGCGCACCAGGCGGUGUCAGCAUGUGUGGCAUGCGCCCUCCUCGCGCUGCUCUGCGCAGCCCUGCAGGCCCUCCUCGCGGGUCCCGCCUUCCUGCUCUCUUCACUCUCAGCCGCGCUGCUGCCAGCACUGCCGCCUGCCUCGCUGCACCUCGUGCUCGCUGCCAUCGGCGCGCUCGUCCUGCCCCACCGCUUCCUCCUGCUCUCCGCGCUCGUGCUGCAGGACGAUCCAAACGCGCACGACCUCACAGAACCGUUACCUGACACGCCAUCCUCCCCCCCUGACGCCUCCGCCUCCGCCUUCCACCCCUCCCGCGACUACCCCCUUGCCCCCGCCUCCCCUUCCUCCGCCGCUGGUCCCCCCACCCGCCGUCCCCCCAGCAGCAACAGUACCGGCGCAGGGGGGGACGGGGCAGGGGCAGGCGGACAGGACGAUGGGGAAGGGUUCGAAGGGGUGGAAGAGGGCGGGGAGGGGCGGGUGGUGCGGCUGUGGGGCGUGUACCGGCUGGUGGAGCAGGUGGUGAACAGCAACGUGGCGCCCACCUUCGCCUCCCUCGCUCUGCUCGCCUCCUUCCACCUCUCCACCCCCACCAACGCCUACGCCGGCCAGCUCUCCGCCUCCACCUUCGCCCACGUGCACCUGCGCCCAUGGCAAAGAUUCCUCCUCACCCGCGCCCUCACCCUCCCGCUCCUGCUCCUCCUCUCCCUCACCCUCGGCGACGCUGCCACUCUCUCCCUCCUCUCGCACUCGCAGCUCCUCCUGGCGCUUCUCCUCCCGCUCGCAGCCGUCCCCCUGGUGCGCCUGGCGGCGUCCUCCGCGCUCAUGGGGCGCCACCGCGUUGGGCCCGCGCUAGAGCUCGUCAGCUGGGCGGCGUGCCUCUCUGCGUGCGCCCUCUCUGUGUGGUUCCUGGGGGACGCGCUGCUGCGCUUCGCCACUGCAGAGGCAGUCGCAGGGGGCGCAGACGGGGAUGAUAUCGGGGGAAUGGGGCUGUGGGAGUGGGUGCUGGCGGGGGAGUAUCUGUCCGCGAGGGGAGGGGAGGAAGAUGACGGGGAGGGGUUGGCUGUGGGGCUAUCGCCGUCCGCCGUGUGGCGCAACGUUCGGCAGCUAGUGGCGGUGUUUGGCAGCACGGCGCUGGUGGGCGGCAUGCUGGGCGGGCUGCUUUGGCUCAUGCUGCUGCCUCUGCGGUCGGAGGAUGAACAGCAGCGCCGCCUGCUGCUCUCCCACUCCGCCUCGACCUCCCUCUCCGCACCCUCCCCCUCCUCCACCUCCGCCCCCACCUCUCUCCGCCGCCCUCGCCCCCUGCCACUGGCGACAGCGCAGGACAGGCGCGGGGGGGAGGCGCGGUGGGGUUCGGAGAGAGAGGGGAGGGCGAGCGCAGGGGGGACAUGGGAGUUACCCCGCCCGUCCGCGUCCCCCGUGUCUGGGCCGCUGCCUGUGCUGCUGCCUGGCGCGGAGAGGGCGGGGGAGAAGGGGGAGGGCGCGGAGGGGGGGUCGUGGAACAGUGCCCUGAGGAGGCGCGUGGGGGGGCAGCCGCAGUGGCAGCACGGGGGGGAUAGGCGGGAGAUGGGGGAGGGCGUGAGGGGUGUGGUAUCAGAGGGGGUGGGUGGGUAUGGUAGCGGCAGUGGCGGUGGUGGCAGUGGUGCGGGUGUGGGUGGGGAGCGUGGAGAGAUCAUGCGAGUGCAGCGAGCAGCGUCGGUGUCGGGGUGUGUGGCAGAGAGGGGGGUGGGUGUGGGUAGCAGGGAGGGGGAGAGGGGCAGGCAGGGGCCUGAGAGAGCCAGCAUGCUUUCAAUGGCAAGUGGCGCGCAGUGGCAGGCGAGUGAGGGAGGGGCGCAGGCAGAAGCAGGCUCGCCAGCUGGGGAGGAGCGUUCUGUCUCUGUGCGUGCUGUGGCAGCCGCAGCAGCAGGUGCAGCAGCAGCAGGUGCAGCAGCAAGAGGUGGGAAGGCAGGGGAGGAGAGGAGGGGCGGGGUUGAUGAGGGUGUGGGAGGGGGAGAGGCUGUGCUGGUGUCUGGGGUGGCGGGUGAGGGGCGUGUGGGCGACCGUGAGCCGCCGCCUACCUUUGCACCGGUGCUACCCCCACAAGUUUCACCCCUGCCGGUUUCGUCUGCACCAGUUUCGGUUGCUGACACGGUUUCAUCUGUUGAUAAGGCUUCAUCUGCUGAACCAGUUUCAUCUGCUGAGAAUGUUUCAUCUGUUGACAAGGUUUCAUCUUCUGAGAAGGUUGAGGAGAGAGAGGAGUUAGCGGAGGAGGAGAGGGACGAGGAUGGGACGAAUGGUGGCGUGGGGAGUGCAGGCGAGGAGACGGAGAAGGGGGAGGAGGAGAAGGGGGAGGAGGAGAAGAAAGCAGAGGAGAGGGUUCCUUUUGAUCGCGCAGUCACUCUGGCGGAUGGCGUGGGCAGGGCGGCAGAUGGCACAGGCGAGGGUGCUGAGCGGGGUGAUAGUGGGGGAUGGACAGUGGAGAUUGGGGGGAAGGUUGGGGGGGAGACUGAGGGGGAGACAGCGGGGCAUGUGGGGACAGGCGAGCAUGGGGAUAUGGGCAAAGAGCAGACUGGUAAGGAGGAGAGCGAGGAGGGGAGGGGCGAGGGCGUGGUGGGUGCGGGUAAGGUGAGUGAGGGGAUGCGCGCGGUGGAGAGGGGAGACGUGGCUCGAGGCCGUGAGGUGCGGGGAGGGGCAGCAGGGGAAGGAGGGGAAAAGGGAGAGGGAGAGGAGAGGGGGGAGGGAGGCGGGGAGAGAGAGGAGAGUGGGGAAGGCGGAGAAGCAGAUGUGGAAGCGAGAGAAAAGGGCGCUGAGAGGGGCACUGAGAAGACGAAUGGGGAGGGGAAGAACAAGAGUGUGCAUGAAUUGGAGGUGAUUGGGGAGGCGAUGGAGGAGGGCGAUGGGGGCAUGGUGGAGAGGGGGGAGACGGGAGAGGAGGGGGAUACGGUGGAGAAGGACGAGGGUAUAGAGGAGGCGAGAGGUGACGAGGGUAUAGAGGAAGCGAGAGGUGACGAGGGUAUAGAGGAAGCGAGAGGUGACGAGGGUAUAGAGGAAGCGAGAGGUGACGAGGGAAGGGAAACGGAGAGGAAGGAGGAAGCGGAGGUGGAAGUGGGUGGGAAGCAGCGAGGGGGAGACAAAGAAGUGGAGGGAGGUGGGGAGGGGGAGGCGGAGACACAGGAGGCCAUGGACGUUGGGGACGCAGGGGGAGCGGGGGGCGCAGAAGAGCAGGCUGGCGCGGGCAGGCUAGCGGGGGGAGGGGAAGAAAAGGGUGGGGAGGUUGGGGAGGGUGGGGAGGGAGGGAAAAGUGGAGAGGAUGGGUCGGUGGAGGGGCGAGGAGAAGGCAGGGAGGAGGGGCGAGAGGAUAGGAAAGUGGAGGGGCAAGGGGAGGCAGGAGGGGAGGCGGCUGUGCAAGGGUCGGUGCGUGCAGGUGAGGGAGCACCAGCGAGUGUGGGUCCGGGCGAGGGCGAGGGGGAGGGGGAGGGGGAGGGGGAGGGGGAUGUGGCAGCUGUGGCACACCAUCAGGCGGCCACGGGCGGAGGGGAAUCGCGGGGUGGGAAAGGGGGGAUGGGCGCAGGUGGUGUCGGUGGCGGUGGCGACAGUGGGAUGGGGGAGCAGGCGGAGGGUUCUUUUGUGGCGGCGGGGAAGGGGGAGAGGCGGGCGGAGAGGGAGGCAUUGGAGGAGGGGCUGGAGGGUGGGGGCGCAGGGGAUGCCAAGAGGCACCGCAUGGAGGGAGGCGGUGCGGGAGAGGCGGAGGGCAAGGUGCAGGCGGAGGGAAGGGCGGGAGCGGAGGGAGAUGCAGCAGCGGAAGCAGUGGCAGCUGGGGAAGUGGGGGCAGGGGCGAAAGCAGGGGCGGAAGCAGGAGCAGGGGCGGAGGGAGGGGCAGGGGAGAUGGAGAUGGAGGUAGAGGAGCAGGAGAAGCGGGUGGUGGUGGUGGGAGGAGUGGUGGAGCAGAGUGCAGCAGCAGGUGCAGGGGCAGCAGCAGCAGGAGGGGGUACACCUGGCAAUGCGGCCAACGGAGCACCCUCCUUCCCACCCGCCCUCCCCCCAGAGGAUCAUCUCUUCUCCCCCGAUCCCCUCCCCAACUCCCUCUCUCUCGCCGCCUCCCUCCCUGUCCCCGACCCCCUCGCCCUCACUCCCCACCGCCGCUCCUCUUUCGACGCCUCCUCCCCCCCGCCCCCCCUCCACGACCCCUUCCUUUCAAGAGACCCCUUCUCCUCCCGCCCCUCACUCUCCCGCCCGCCCCCUAACAUGUCCCCUCUCCUCUCCUCCUCCUCCUCCGCCGCCCACCCCUCCCCCUCCGUGCGCCAGUACAGCACACUGGCGCAUCUCCCCAAGUUCUCCGACCUGCCCCCCCAGCAGCAGCACUCGCUGCUCACCGCACCCCCCUUCCUCCCCUCGCUCUCCUCCCUCUCCGCCUCUCCCGCCCCCGGCGCCCCUCACAGGGACGUGGAGGGGCCUAGCCGCUCCACCCCCAACCUGAACGAGCGUUUGGACCAGUUAGCACAGAGCUAUGCGAGCUUCGCUCCUCCAGACGCCAUGCGCGGCACCAACCCCCUCUCCCACGCGCACGCCCACGCCCAUGAUCAUCCCCACAGCCACCCCCAGGGCCACCCGCAGGGCCACCCGCAGGGCCACCCGCUGGGCCACCCCCACGCCCCCAUGCACCAGCUGGUGGGGGCCUCCCCCUCCGCUCCCCCCGGCUUCCCCUUCCCCCGCCACCCCUCCCCCCCUGCGCCUGCAGGGGCGCCGUGGGGGGGAGGGGCUGUGGGGGCGGGGAGAGGAGAAGGGGGAUGGAUGGGCGACAGCAGCAGUGGCAGCAGUGCGUUUGGAGGGGCUGGUGGUAACCACAUGGAGUGGCAGCAGCAGCAGCAGCAGCAACAGCAGCAGCAUGGGCAGGGGCAGGGGCAGGGGCAGGGGCAGGGGCAGGGGCAGGGCGCGCAUGGCAUGGUUGCAGUGAAGCCCAUCGGCCCUCCCUCCCGGCGCCAGCAGCAGGAACAGGACGACCAGCAGAGCAGCAGCAGCACCAGCAGCAGCAGCACCAGCAGCAGCAGCGCUCACUCGUCCCUGUGGGCCAGCAACCCGCGCGACAUGCUCUUUGGCACGCACUCCGGGCCCCUCUCCUCCUCCCUCUCCUCCUCCCCCGCCUCCUCCUCCCCUUCCUCCUCCACCCCUCUCGCCGCCCCUCCCUCCACCGCACUCAACCACUCUCCACCCAACCCAUCCCGCUCACCACCCCCGGCAAAACCCCACGUGCAAACGGACGAAGAGCGCCGAAUGGACCGGCUGAGAGUGUGCCUGCACCGCUUGCUACGGCUAGACGGCAGUGACUGGCUGUUCCGGUACGACACGGGCAGUGAUGAAGAUCUGGUGGCGGCUGUGGCCUACCGAGAGAAGAAGCUUGCAGGGGACGCUGCUGCUGCUGUCGCUGUGGGGCUGGGCGGAGGGGGCGGUGGGGGCGGAGGGAGCGGGAAGUGGGGGGGAUUUUGGAGGGGCAGGCGCAGGGGGGGCAGGGAGGAGGGGGGAAGGAGGGGGAGAUGGAGCUGCCGCCGUCGAUAUGGGGGUGUGGAGGGCAGUCUGGAGAGCCGCCCAGAGCUGUGGGGCAAAUACACCUAUGUGCUCAACCGGCUGCAGGGCAUAUUAGACCCGGCAUUCUUCCGCCCGCGCACCACACCGCGCCUCUGCCAGUGCUACGGCGACCGAGCCUCUCUCCCAGCCCUCUCUGCCCAACCUGUCUUCCACGGCGCGCUGCUCUCCGCCAUGCUGGGCUCGCAGCUGCCCCUCGCCAACCCCUCCUGGCCCCUCGGCGCACCCCCGGGCCAGCCCAAGCCGGCGACCCCGGCUCUGUUCCUGGAGCGGAUCAGAGAGGUGGAGGUGGCGGUGGGGGCCAGGAAGGGGCGCACCGGCACGGCUGCGGGGGACGUGGCGUUUCCCAAGGGCAAGGAGAACCUGGCUUCCGUGCUCAAGCGCUCCUCGCGCCACCUGUGGCAGCGCGUGGUGGAGCGACAAGUGGCGCUUGCCGAUAGGGCACGUGCUGGGGCAGAUAUCGCCACGGAGGGAGCUGAAGGGGGGAACGCGGGGCGCGGAAAUGCGGAAGAAAGUGGCGGAGGCGCGGGUAACGGGGGGAAUAGGUCGGGCGGAGGCGAAAAGAAGGGAUCAGCGGGGAGGGGAGCAGAGGAGAGGGGCGGGAAGGCGGAGAGUGCGGGCGGGGCAAGGGUGCCGGGAAGAGGGGAGGAGGGCGCGGAGGGGGGAAGUGGAGGAGAGGAGGUGGAGGGGAUGGGGAGUGAGGGCGUGCGCGCGGCCGUGGCGAUGGCGGUGGGCGCGGAGCAGAGGAGGCGCUACGGGCGCGGGGAAGUGAGGGUGUGUGUGAUGCGCGGCCACACAAGAGGCAGGGUGGGCAGUGUGGCAAUGCGGCAUGGCGUCGUGGCCACUGGCGGCUCAGACGAUUGUGUGCGACUGUGGCAGUUUCCUGCACUCCCCGCUCUCCCAGCCGCGCAUUUUUCUGCCUCCUCCUCGCCCUCCUCCCCGCCUGCCUGUCGUCAGACAGCUUGCUUCCCCUCUCCAGCCUCUCAGCCCGUCACAGCCGUUGAUCUGACAGACAUAAUGGUGCUGGCAGCAUCGGGCACGCAGGUAUUUGCGUGGAACAAGGAGACCAGGAAGCUGCUCAGAAGCUUUGGUGGCCACCACCAGCGCGUUCGCACAAUUAGUUAUGAUGACACGGACCUGCUAGCAGCAUGCAGCGACGGCACUGUUCAUGUGUACGACAUAUACAGCGGCACGACCACCCACAUCCUCCGCCCACACGCUCGGGCGCGUGGCGGGGCGGCAGCCAUGAGCUACAGUGCCACCAUGGGGCUGCUGCUGUCAGGCGGCACGGACGGCACGGUUCGUCUUACUGACUGCCGCUCAUCGCUGCAACUGCACACCCUGCUCUUUACCGACCCCUCCCCAGUGACCUCCGUGCUUCUCUCCGCGCCGAGAAACCGAGUGAUGGCGGCUUCGGCAUCGGGCCACCUGCGAGUGUGGGACCUCUGGUCCCCGUCUCGCGUACUCAUGGAUACUGCCAUCUCUCCCCCCACCCACACCACACUCGCCCUCCCCUCCUUCCCACUCGCACUCCCGCCUGUCCUGCUGACAGCUGGCGCCACGGGAUUGGUCCAAAUCCUGGAUGCCACCUCCCUCACUCCCCUUCGCCGCCUGCGCCGCCCGCCACUCGCUGAGCUGGCGCUGGGCAGCGGGGCAGGGGUUGCAGUUGAGGUGGAUGGGUAUGGUGGGGCAGGAGAGGGAGAAGGAUUAAUGAGGUCAGGGUCGGGGCAGGACAUGAGAGAAGGGGGAGAAGAGAAAGAGCAGAGCCUGGGUGGGCUGAGGCAGGUGGGUAGGGGCAGCAGGGGGGUGCAUGAUUCAAUAGGGGAAAAUGGGGCAGCUGCUGGUGUGAGUGGUAGAGGGGUGUCAGGAAGAGCAGCAGCUGGGGUGUCUGGCAUCGUUGCAAGAACAUCCACCUUUGUCACAUCGCAUGUUGACGGAACUGCCACCUUAUGGUUUGCUGGUUUAUAG